Molecule: messenger RNA, 741 nt
Organism: Salvia splendens (bonfire salvia)
Lineage: Eukaryota; Viridiplantae; Streptophyta; Magnoliopsida; Lamiales; Lamiaceae
Exons: 1
Coding region: 1-741 (246 amino acids)
Biological process (GO): defense response to other organism
Cellular component (GO): plasma membrane
Source: RefSeq, a predicted model, not a curated record
AUGGACUCUGUUCCAACAUCCCCAACACACACCACCAACACACUACCCUCAGUCAAGCAAUCCAAACUCUCCCCCAUCUACCAAAUUGUCCUCCCGAAGCUCGCCACGCCCGACACGCUCCUACACAGCAGCAAGGCGCGGGCAAGAGAGCGAGCCAUUUUAAGAAAGCCGCGCGCCACCACCCCCACAAUAUGGUGCGCUGCAAUCCUCUGCGUCAUAUUCAGCCUCCUCAUCAUCUUUUUCAGCAUCGCCAUCCUAGUCAUCUUCGUCGCUGUCCAACCGAGGAUCCCUUCAUUCGACACCCCUGGAGCGACCCUCAACGCGGUGUUCCUCAACUUCCCGGAGUAUAUCAAUGCAGACAUCACCAUACUAGCAAACUUCUCCAACCAGAAUAGGAAGCUGAGUGUGAGAUUCGAGCACAUCAAGGUGGAGGUCCACUUGAUGGAGGUGGUAGUAGCUACGCAAGAUGUCCCGGGCUUCGACUUGAGGCCUAGAGAGGCGCGGUUGAUGCCGGUCCAUAUGGUGUCCGGGUUGGUCCAUCUGCCACCAAAUGUUGCUGUGGAGUUUCAGAAAGAGGUGAUAAGGAACAGAGUGGUUUACAACAUUAAAGCAAGUUUUAAAGUGAGACUCAAUUUGGGAUUGAUUCAUUAUUCUUAUUGGUUACAUGGAGAUUGCCAAAUGGAUAUGAGUAGCCCUCCCACCAGCCUACAUAUAAGCCGCACUUGCAAAACCAAGAGAUAG